AUGUUGUUAACACGUUCAAUUUCAUUUUUAAUUUUCUCACUAAGGGACGAGUUGGCAGACACAGUAGGCUUAGCAGGCAAAGGAGCCGAGGCGCCAGACGAGGCGACAGUAGAAGAAGUAAGGGAAGUGAAGGGUGACAAGUCACAAGUUAUUAUUGUGGUUUAUAAAAAUCAUAGCGGUAUUAUGGCGAGGUGA
This is a messenger RNA of Babesia bigemina, 195 nucleotides long. RefSeq lists its product as hypothetical. Lineage: Eukaryota; Apicomplexa; Aconoidasida; Piroplasmida; Babesiidae. The transcript has a single exon. The record is from RefSeq and is a predicted model, not a curated record. Bases 1 to 195 code for a protein of 64 amino acids.